AUGGCAGGUUGCCUCCCGAAUUCGGACGCGGCCUUGUUGUCAGAGGAGGAACACGGGUUCCUUCAGCGGAGUGCUCGGAACGUGACGCUAACCCGUGUCGUCGGCAAGGUGACGAAGGCAGUGCUCUCUGAUGGUGGGUUGAUCAAAGCAAGGCAAAUAGAAGAGGCGGAAUCGAGUCUAGAGGCGACGGAGAUAAUCAGAAGUACAAAUUCUACGGUGACACCGACGAACACCCACUUGACACCGUCACGUCCGAUUGCUUUCGCUCCCUCGGCUGAAGUCGCGAAUGCGAGAAAAAAAAAGACAGCCAAUGCCGACGACGCACCGCAAGAAGUGGAUGCCCCGGCCAAAAAGAAGCAGACGCCGGCGUCGUUGACGCCGAAGGCUUCUUUCACCGCCGAAUUUGGUGGCCGCCGGUGA
Molecule: messenger RNA, 420 nt
Organism: Mesocestoides corti
Lineage: Eukaryota; Metazoa; Platyhelminthes; Cestoda; Cyclophyllidea; Mesocestoididae
Source: the annotation of a GenBank genome assembly